Dalotia coriaria is the source of this 3769-nucleotide messenger RNA. Its product is annotated as protein javelin-like. The record is from RefSeq and is a predicted model, not a curated record. The coding region runs from base 1 to 3147 and encodes 1048 amino acids. The transcript is spliced from 2 exons. Lineage: Eukaryota; Metazoa; Arthropoda; Insecta; Coleoptera; Staphylinidae.
AUGAUAAAAGGUAACACCCCGUAUUAUAAUCCCGAACCGGAAACGUAUGUGAAACCACGUAGUCUACCAAAUUUCGCUGGUGCUAGCAACGGUUACGAGUCUGAUUCAACUUUGUCCGAUUACGACCCCAAAUACUACGAACCGGUUGAGCGAACCAGUUCGGAUAGUAACAACGAGGCCAGGCCCAAUCAUCAACAAAGGGAACAACCGCAACACAUUGAAGAGGAACCCAUCAUUCAAGAACUACGUCCUGAAAAAGAAGAGUCUGUAUACUACAGCGGUGAACCCCAAGUCUAUUCGCAUUAUCAACAACAACAGCAGCAACAACAACAGCAGCAGAAUCAUUAUCAGGAGCGGACCACAUACGAGGAGAGUGAGUCCAAGUCGGAAUUCUCUAAUAUAGAAGCGAAUCCUAUAUAUGAUGAAAUUCCCGCGCUCGCUGCCGACAAAGAUUUGAUCAAGACAAGCAUCCAAGUCCCACCGCAGGAAGAAGCUGAAGAGGAAUACCGACCAGAUGAUUAUAAAACAGUUGUGAGUGUUCCCGAACAACAGAAGCCGUCCAGUGACGAAGACGACGUCAAGGAAGCAAAGAAACACAGUCAUAAUUAUCUUAAAGAAUUUUUGGAGACGCAGAAAGGUUCCAAGAAGCCUUUGCAAAACUUUUUGAGUAAGCGAAUUUCAAGAGCUUUUAAUUCGACCCAGGAUACUACGGUUGGAGACGUUAUCAAAUCCGGAAAGAAGAAUACCAACUUAAUUGAAAAUCAAUACUUUUCAUUGCCUGAUAUUACCGUGAGCAAGAACUUGCAAAAGUGCGAGAAGAUCGAUCGCAAACUUCGUAAGUGUGAAAAACUUCAGAAAUCCCCGUCAGACGUGUCUACCAAUCGGUUCAUAGUUAAUAUUGGUAAUCAUUUUGACGUUACAGCAAGGAGUUCCAUUCCGGUGGAUUUUGAACUUAAAAUUUCGAAAAUACCCAAAGCUAAAAAGAAUAAAUCUGAUAAGAACUUUAUUGAAGCAGUGAAAACAUUAAAUCAAACACUGAACGGUGUUAAAGGUGAGGUACAGAAAAAUCCUAAAGUUAUUGUAAACGGAGAAGAAAUCAACACUAACGAAUUAUUUCAACGUGAUAAAGAAGUUGAGGUACUCAUUGAAGAUACCAAAAUGUCUAACAUAAACAAUGGAACGUUAAAUAAAGAAUUCCAAUCAAAAAUCAACACCAUGAGGAAUUACUGGGGGAGUAUGGUUGGUAAAGAUCCAAAAGAAAAAGAAUCAAUGAUUCAAGCUGCUCAAAAAGAAGAAAAGCAAGAUCCCAUUAAAGACGUGACCAAAGAACGUGGUAAAUGUAAAAUAGUCGGAAUGCAAACAAAAAUCGAAGAAGUCAAAAAGAAGUUUGAAGCAGAUCCCAAUGAAAAGAAGGAAUCUGAUGCGGAAGCUAAAGCCCCAUCAAGGGUUCAGAUGACUAAGCAAUUUUUCGAGAAUAAUGAUGCACAACUCCAAAAAGCCACAAACAAACAAGGACUACUUGAGAAUCCCUACUUUGAUAACCAAUUUGAAAGCUUAAACCCCAACACUCUGGAAUUGAUAGAACAGGAUGAUAAAUAUGAGGAAAUUAUUGUAAGGAAUGAUGAUCCUCUUCCAAUACCAACAGCUGCUAAAGUGGAAAAAGAUAUUAAAACGGUAAAAGAAACAAAUGAUGCAAAUCAGUGUAAAGAAAAAGAAAAAUCAGCUGUAAAGAAAUCAAAAUCCAUUGAACCAGAAUUUGAUCAUAUCCGUUACAGAGUAGUAAAAUCUGAUUUAUUCCAAAAGAAGAUUUUCGCUAAAUGUGACAAGGAAUCACAGUUUGAUGGCCUAAUGCAAUAUUUACAAGAUUAUUCCUUCCAAGAGUUAUUAAUCGAUAACAACAUUGUUAUCAUUGAACCAAUUAGAACCAAUAUUCAAUAUGUGGGAUCUAACAAUGCACAUCACACAAACAAAGUGACCAAAUUCAUCAGAACUCCUGGUAAACCCCCAUCAAACAUAGAAAGUGUUGGUCUUAGGAAACACUUCUUCUAUCACCCAAUCAGGGUAAACCGAGAAGUCAACGAUGAUGAACUCCCUAACCCUGAUACAGUAAAACAAGUAAGGCAAAUGUUUGAAGGUCAAAUGCCUAGGUCCCAAAGCUCUAAACAUCUAGACGCUUUGACCAAACAAACUGUACAGUACAUCAGACCUGUAGAUCCUGAUAAAGAUAGAUGCUCAGCAUCUGAUGGUAGUUCCAACAUGUCAGAAUGUGAUGAAAAUGAUGAAUAUGAUGAGGAAGCAGAUGUAUGUUGUGAAUAUGUAAGCGAAGACAUCCUAGAAAAAAUCAGAGAAUGCGGAACAUCUGUAACCUACUAUGGAGGAAGGGUUACAGCUAAACGUAAACCACAAGCCAUGACUAAAGCUAUCAUGGAUGAGAUUCAGAAUCAAAAGAAUCAGAAACCCAAGUGUAACUGUGCAUGCAAAUAUAAAACCCGAGAUGUUUCAACAGUAAACCAAGAAACACCACCAAAUCAAAAUCAAGAACCUAAUUCCUACCAAGGAGUUAAGUUUAAGUUACUUAAGUCUAACAGUUGCAGUUCACGUUUGGAGCUAGUAGGAACCAAGAAUCUAAGUGAAUACAGAAAGAAAUUCAUAAUGAAACAAAAGCAGAUUUUAGACGAACAUAACCUCAAGAAGCAAAACGCAUUGACAAAGAGUAUCAACGAAAAGAAUCACAUCAAUGAGUCUAUCAAAGAAGUGAAUGUACAGAGUAACGUCCAAAUGAUCAACGAACUCAACGCACAUACUCAUCCAGUCGCAAAUGGUAAUAAACUAAAUCAUCCAAAAGAAAAUGGUCAUAAACCUUUGAUGGCCACUAUGAACGUCAAUAUCAUGAACGGCGCAAACAACGUCAACCACGUGACGCACGUGACCAGCGUGAACCAAUCUCCGAAAAUCAUCGGCGAAGAAAUGAAGGCGAAGAAACUCAUCCAGUGGGGUGAAAUGCGCGAGGAUAACAAAACCUACUCCGGGAUCACGUACACACACAAUAACCAUAAAGCAAAGACGUAUGAUUUUUACGAGAAAGUUAAAAUCAAACCGAAAAAGACCGAGGAGAUGGAAUUUGAACCGUACGAGGUGGCUAAUUGAUGACUGCACGUGGCGACCAUUAAUAAGAUUUCAAUACAACGAAUAACAAGAAGCAGUAAAUAUGAAUUUAAGGGCAAUUUAGAAGAGAGUAGCUAUAAAUAAUGAAAGUAAAUAAGGUGUGCGAAGAAAGGCUAUAAAGAUUUGCAAGCGAUUGUGGCGAAAAUAAUAAUAAAAUACGGAAAUUGCCAAGAGUAACACGAAGGAGUAUAUUCCGGUGGAAAAUUUAAUUGCAUUUAGUUAUUAAUCCCUAGUCGUUAAUUAUAUGCUUUUAAUCUAACUAAAAUACGACCAAAAAUUUCUUGAAAAUAUUAAAAUCUAAAAACGCAUUCAUAUCUUAUUUUAAUGAUUUGUAAUUAUUUGUAUUUCUUGUUUUAACCAUAUUAUGCACUAAUAACGAAUUUUAAUAUAUUAUAAUUAUGAUAAAAUUAUUGAUUAUGAAAAGCAUUGUUGAUAAAUUGUUUAAAUGUUAUAUAAGUAUUUAUUAGAUUUAUGAAUAAAUAUAAAUAUGUAUCAAGCACCCAAAAUAUAAAUUUUAUUUUAUAUAUGUAUUUUAUGUAUUAUUAAUUGUAAUUGUAAUAAUUGUAAAAAUAUACAAUAAAUAAACGGGGAUAUAUUUAAUUUA